Molecule: messenger RNA, 771 nt
Organism: Trichomonas vaginalis G3
Lineage: Eukaryota; Parabasalia; Trichomonadida; Trichomonadidae
Product: organellar and viral DNA polymerase type B
Exons: 1
Source: RefSeq, a predicted model, not a curated record
AUGUAUCGGAAGUUGUCUAAGUUAGAACACUCGGAAAUAAAACAACUUCUUACAGAAGCUAAUAUAGAUGUUGCAAAGCAUUACGCAACAAACAAAAAAGCACUCGCUGACAUCCUCAAUGACUAUAAUGGUGCAAUAAGUUAUGAUAGAAUUCAUGAGUUCAUAAAGCCGCAACGCGGCGAGGACGAAGUCCAUGCAAGAGCAUUUCCUUUAAAUGACGUUGCUAUUGACUUAUAUCAUAGACGUUCAGUACCUCAUGAAGUAAGAAGAGAAAUGUUUGACAUAACAAAUGCAAACGUUGGUGAAACAAGAAGAAGAGACGACACACUGAAACAACAGAGAAGAGAGAUGUUUAAGAGCGCUAUAGAACAAGUUCGCAAAGCUAACGAUGUCCUUCGUUCCAUUGACGACAAACCAAAAGAAGGUGAGAGAUGGUUAAAGAAAGAUGAAGAGAAUAGGAAGAGGAAUGUUAAGACAGGCAAUAGACUCAUUGAAUUUAACAUCGAAGCUUUAGAUGAACCAAACAGAGACUACUUACACAAACAUUUCGGUAAGGUUUUCAUGAGACUCUUAGAGAAGAUUAAAAUAAACUCCCAACAGAGAUGGAUGGUAUGUUAUAAACUUGGUGGAAAGUAUGAAUGUUCUACGUUAAACCUCAAUAAUAUUGGAACAUUACUACAUCAGCUCUUGAAGGAGAACUUUAUAUCAGAGAUAGAAGCAAAUGCUGCAGGUAUUGUUGAAAUGCACUAUGACUUCUUCUUGACAAACAUA